AUGGCCCAAUUGCAACAAAGAAUUCCCCCAAAGGAGACGAAUUUGGUUGCUGCUGAUGAUUCAGAUAAUGAUAAAUACAAAACCAUCUAUUGUAAUGCCACAUCAAACUGUCCAGAAGAUUUACCAUGCUGUUCUCAAUAUGGGGUAUGUGGUACUGGUAUGAAUUGUUUAGGUGGUUGUAAUCCUCAUUUUUCAUUUAAAAAGGAAGCAUGUAUGGCAAUGCCAGUUUGUAAGAACUUCACAACUGAAUUCAAAGAUACUGAAGUUGCAAAAGAUAUAAAUGAUUAUUUAGGUAAUCCAGAUGAUACUGAUUGGGUUUAUAGUGGAUUUAUUGCAGAUUAUGAUGAUUCAAUGAUCUUAGCCAUGCCAAACCAAUCUUCUGGUACUGUUUUAUCUUCAACUCGUUAUGUUUGGUAUGGUAAAGUUAGUGCAACUUUGAAAAGUUCCCAUUUAGCAGGUGUUGUUUCAGCUUUUAUCUUAUUUUCAAAUUCUCAAGAUGAAAUUGAUUAUGAAUUUGUUGGUUAUAAUUUAGAAAGUGCAGAAACUAAUUAUUAUUAUCAAGCUGUUUUAAAUUAUACAAAUUCUUUCCAUGCUAAUGUUUCAGAUACUUUUGAAAAUUAUCACACUUUUGAAAUUGAUUGGACUCCAGAACAAAUCACCUGGUUAAUUGAUGGUGAUGCUAAAAGAGUAUUGAAAAAAGAGGAUACUUAUAAUGAAACAACAAAAAGAUAUUAUUAUCCUCAAACUCCAUCAAGAGUUCAAGUUUCCUUAUGGCCUGCCGGUGCUAAAACAAAUGCUGUUGGUACUGUUGAAUGGGCUGGUGGUAAUAUCAAUUGGGAUUCAGAUGAUAUUAAAGACUAUGGCUAUUAUUAUAUGUUUUUGAAAAGUAUUGAAGUUCAAUGUUAUGAUCCUCCUCAAGGUACUUUGAUCGAAGGUGAUAAUGCUUAUGUUUAUAACAAUUCUAAAUUAUUUGAUACAGAAUAUAUCAUGAUUACUGAUGAUGAAACUGAAUUAGGUUCAAAAGAUGCUUCUGGACUGGAUCCAGAUAAAGAUUCAUCAUCAUCUGCAUCAUCAUCAAGUUCUUUAUCCUCAUCAUCCUCAUCAUCAAAAGGUUCAAAGACUUCAUCAGAUUCAGAUUCUUCUUCAACAGGCACUUCAGAUGAUUCCACAAAGACAUCAGGUUCAUUAGCUGCUUCAAGUGCAUCACCAACCGCUACUGGAUUUGUUCAAUUUGCGGGCUCAUCCACUUCAUCAGUUUCACAUUCAAAUGGUGCAAGUUAUGAAUCAUUUUCAUUAUUUUCAAUAAUUGUUUCAGUUUUGAUGUUGUUUGCAUAAUAGUUUAUUUCGUCAUGAUGAUAU
Molecule: messenger RNA, 1359 nt
Organism: Hansenula anomala
Lineage: Eukaryota; Fungi; Ascomycota; Saccharomycetes; Phaffomycetales; Wickerhamomycetaceae
Product: glycoside hydrolase family 16 protein
Exons: 3
Coding region: 1-1335 (444 amino acids)
Biological process (GO): carbohydrate metabolic process; fungal-type cell wall organization
Cellular component (GO): fungal-type cell wall
Molecular function (GO): hydrolase activity, hydrolyzing O-glycosyl compounds; glycosyltransferase activity
Source: RefSeq, a predicted model, not a curated record